Blepharisma stoltei is the source of this 495-nucleotide messenger RNA. The record is from the annotation of a GenBank genome assembly. Lineage: Eukaryota; Ciliophora; Heterotrichea; Heterotrichida; Blepharismidae.
AUGCUUCCUCACAAAUUGAAUUUCCAAUCAUUCAGAUAUAACAUCCUGGUGCACAGGCUGAAGUUUUGCAGUCUCCUAAAUCAAAAUUGCACUCUGAGUAGGCACAUUCAGGGUUGCAAACUCCAUUUCCUAAUAAAUUUGAAUUGCAGCCUGCGUGGCAUUCUUUGCAAGUUCCAAGACCAUAAUAGCAAGAGGCCUCAUUACAAUUUGAAUUACAAUUUUGACUUAUUUCAAUAUCCCCACCUAUAUAAAUUUUACAUGAAGGCGCACAUUGGCCACAAUCUCCUCAAUCGUAGCCACAAUUCUCUGUGUUGCAGCUUUCAUCACAGUGCCCAUCACCAAGAUUUUCUUGAUUGCAGCCAUCUAUGUAGAGGCAAUUUCAAAAACAGUCUGAACUUUCUUUAUCAGUUGCCCCGCUUUUAUGAACGUUGGCAUCAUAAUUACAGUAUGAAGUCAUGCAUUCUGGAUUGCAUACAUCAUCUCCUUUCUGAAUAA